AUGGCCCGUGUGAGCAAGAACUUAAUUAGUGAAGAGGUUAAAAAAGCUUUUGUCCAGAUGGGAAGCUUUAAGGCUCCAGGAGAAGAUGGUUUUCCAUCUUUUUUCUAUCAACAAAACUGGAAUGUUGUGGGGAGCUCAGUGAUAAAUCUGAUGAAUGAGUUAUGGGAGAAGCCAGAGAGAAUACAAGAAAUCAAUAGCACGUUACUUGUCUUGAUUCCAAAAGUUGACAAGCCAGAAAAGCCUCUUAUGGACAAACUUGUUUCUCCUCACCAAAAAAGCUUUGUACCAAAGAGGAACAUUCAUGAUAAUAUUGUAAUUGCAAAAGAGAUGGUGCAUUCCAUGAAUAGAAUGAAUGGAAAGAAAGGAUUUAUGGCUGUAAAAAUUGACUUAGAAAAGGCUUAUGAUAGAAUGUCAUGGGGUUUUAUUGAGAAAGUGUUGAAGGAAGUUGGUUUAGAUGAACAUGUGAUAAAGUUGAUUAUGUGCUCAUUCCCACAUUCGGUGGGUGUGAAGCAAAAAUUAGAGAAGAUCCAGAGAGAUUUUAUAUGGAACAAUAAUGAGAACAAAAGGAAAUUACAUGCAGUGAGUUGGGAUGUUUUAUGCACUUCAAAGGAGAAAGGAGGUUAUAGAUUGAAAGAUAUGACAGUAAUGAAUGAUGCACUCUUGGGAAGGAUUAGGUGGAAUCUAAUUGCAAAACCAGAUAAUCUGUGCUUAAAGGUUUUAAGUGGAAAAUAUGGUAGGAGUGUGAAUUUAAGAAGGGAAUGUGUUGUAAAGACCACAGAUUCUGAAAUCUAG
Neltuma alba is the source of this 792-nucleotide messenger RNA. RefSeq lists its product as uncharacterized. The coding region runs from base 1 to 792 and encodes 263 amino acids. Lineage: Eukaryota; Viridiplantae; Streptophyta; Magnoliopsida; Fabales; Fabaceae. The transcript is spliced from 3 exons. The record is from RefSeq and is a predicted model, not a curated record.